AUGACAUCAAGUCCUCAGGAAUCUAACAGCCGAAACUUCCUACCCUUGUUUAUGGGUAAAGGCAGAAAUAUCAGCUUUGUUCUGGACUGCUCUGUGGGAAUGAAUGGCUUUUUGGGACCGCUGAAGAAUUCAAUAAUCCAAACUUUAAUUACUAAAGCUUCACUCAGAGACUCGCUCUUCAACAUUAUCAGCUUUUCAUACAAGGCAACACCAUGGUCUUCUCACAUGCUGCCCUGCACACCUGAUGUAGUCUAUGAAGCGUUAAGCUGGAUCCAUACAUUACACACAAGUCCUGGCAGAGACCUCCUCACAGCACUGGCUUUAGCAUUCUCUGACCCUGCCUGUCAGUCUGUUCAUCUGGUGACCAGUAGUGUCCCAGACAACCCAACACAAUGCUUGGCUUCACUAUCCACCAUGGUGGCGCGCCCUGUGCACACCUUUUACAUAUCUGACAAGACCUCCAUUAACAGCGACACAUCAGACUUCCUGCAGUGCCUCAGCUCCACCACGAGAGGGAGUUGUUAUAUCAUGUCCAUCAAUUCAUCUGGCGGCGUUGAGGGGCUCAGUUUGUUGCAUUCAGCUGAUCACUUAAUUCAGAAGACAAUAUAUACAGAGGACCCACAGCGCUCAAUGGACUUCAAUCAGGUCCCAUACUACAACUGCACAAGCGGUGUCUGUUCUGUCCCAUACUGGUGUUCCCCUGUGAAUCCCUUCAGCACAGUAUCAUGUGUCUCUGCAAGGGUAAUGCAAGGUACUGAGCUUUUUCCUGGCAAACGUGUGCUGGCCAGGAGAGAGAUGGAUGGGUUUUACUACCUAGGGACAAUCAUACAUCAGCUGGGCUGUAUCCGUUUGAGUAACAAAUACAAUUGA
Messenger RNA from Danio aesculapii, 870 nucleotides. RefSeq names its product von Willebrand factor A domain-containing protein 3A-like. Bases 1 to 870 code for a protein of 289 amino acids. The transcript is spliced from 5 exons. Lineage: Eukaryota; Metazoa; Chordata; Actinopteri; Cypriniformes; Danionidae. The record is from RefSeq and is a predicted model, not a curated record.